GUGUGUGUACUUGUUGAGCAGGACAUUCCCUCAGCCAGCCCACAGGAAAAGCCUGGGUUUUGUGCCCACCACAACCUUUAAGAACUACUCCAAAGACAGCGAGUCUAAAGGCUCAGUCACCCACCUCUCAUGCCAUGGGCUGUUUUUUUGGAUCAGGGUGGCUCAUUUUCCUGAUGACAGUUGCAAACAUAGACGCACAAAACAAGCCUUUUAUCAAUAUCAGCUCAAAAUGCCUGGGGAAUGUGAUGCGUGUAAACACUGGUCCACUUGGUGGGAAUCCUCUAGAGGUUGCUGUCAGCGUCAAUAACUCUGCCGUCCCCCUUACACCAAGUUUGGCUGCUCAGUGUGGAUUCAGCAUGAAGACGGACCCGCUGGGGAAGGCUGUGAUUUUUGCCUCGCUUCAAAAUUGUUUUGCUCAAAACAUGGAAGAUAAAGCCUUCACAACAGUCUUGAACCUCCAACUACAUGACAACCAAAUGGACGAGGAUGAGCCGCACCAGGUGGCUGAGACCUGCCACCACGCUGCCUGGGCCUCGAGGGAAAUCCUCUGUGAACGCAACUAUAUGGAGGUGUCUGUGAGAAGGGCAAUUCCAGAUGAUUACGCCCUGCCCGACCAUCCCAUCCCAGGGACAAAUGCCAAGUUUGGUGAUCCUCGACGAGCUGCUAAUUCAGAGAAGCAACCCAGUGAAGCAGAAUUCAGAAUGACCACAGUUGUGUUCUUCACUCCUGAGGAGAGGAUUAUGACGGUGGAUCAGGCCCAGAGGAGAGGCUAUGGAGUUGCCAACACUCCUACAAGGCUGGUUCUGCGAAGUCCUACGAAUGCACCUGAAACAUACAGUCAGGAUGUGGCCGGUGUGGACAUGAUGGUGCUUAAAACCUCGACAAUCUUUGAAAAGAAGUGGUGGGCGACUCAGAUUGAUGCCGCAGCUGCUUGCCCAACAGUAUCAGGUGGCGUUUCCUUCACCGCAAAUGCAAUCAGCUGGUACCUGCCCACGCACAUCGACCCGCUGAUCUCCUCAAACCAGUUUAAACUUUUAGAAGUGCACAUGGGUGUUGAUGGCCAGAGACUCAGUGCUGCUGAGAUGGCUGCCAGACAUUACUCCAUGGCCGUGAAUGACAUGCACAUCGUUGUUGAAAUUCCAGUUGGGGCGGCAGGUGGCUACUUUAAGAGCCAUGUGCAAGAUGAUCACUACCUCACCUCUUACACUAUUGAGCCAAUGCUUGAGUUGCUGUGGACUGAAGACAAUGCUCAUGAGGAGACCCGAUACAAAGUCCUCUUCCCCAUCACAACGCCACUCAUGUCCUGGCCCCCGCAAAUCACUGACAACACGGUUCCUGAAGAGCGGAUAUUUAAAGUGCUGCUUGGGCCCUUGGGCUCUGACGUGGCGCUGGUGAACAUUACCUUCCCCACUGAGGUUCUGUCCGUGGCCGACUGCAAUGUCAGAGGCUUUAACGUCCUGGAGCACGAGUCCCAUAACGGCUCAAAGGCCUUCACACUCCAAGUGCCCUUCACAGACCCUGUUGUCAUGCAAAUGAAAGAAGCAGGGAUUACGGUCUACUCUCUUCACCUGACCUUUGGCUUGCUGGUCUUGCCAGAGUUCGCUCCCUUCGCUCACACUGCUAAUCUGGAGGCUGCAUUAGUGGACAUAGUGCCUCCCUCUGUCUCUGGUAGCUGUGACUAUGACAGCUUCCACAUCACUGUGAGAUAUGGGACUCAAAGCUUCAACUUUCACACUGUCGUGGGAAAACGAUUGCUGACCCCAGUGCUGGCUCAGCAGUACGGCCUCGUCGACAAUGGGACGCACUUCAGUCUUAUGGUGCCAUUUUCAGCCCCCGAUGCUGCGUUUGAGGCUGUCGAGUCGUCAUCGAUCAGGAGCAGACUCGAUGUGUCUCUGAGGAAUCCAGGAACAAACACAAUCAUCAGAGACUUCGUUCUGGCUUGCAGUUUCCUCUCAACACUCACUGAAUGUUUCCCUGAUGGGACCAUGACAGCACUGGCAGUGAAGCUGGAGUCUGUUCCUAAUCUCAGCCCCAGUCAGCUCACCCUCAGGGACCCCGCCUGCGGCCCGGCCUUCAGCGACGACCGUUUUGCUUACUUUGUCUUCACCGGCAGCUCAUGUGGAACCACCAGAAAGUUCAUGCCCGAUGCCAUGCUGUACGAAAAUGAAAUCUCCCUACCAGAUGAACUUGAAAAGCAAAUGCAGUCAAACGACGAGCCCGAAUAUGAGUUGAAGGUUUCUUGCAGGUAUGAUGUCAACACUGCACACGCCGUGGCCUUCCUCAUCAAACCACGAAACAACGAGCCUUACGCUGAAACUGCCAAGGGCGAGCUGCAAGUCGCAAUGAGGCUCGCUCGGGACGACUCCUACACUCAGUUGUACAGAGAUGAGGACUACCCUAUAGCCAAGUACCUCAACCAGCCUGUAUAUUUUGAGGUGGAACUCAUGAGAUCUACCAAUCCCAAAGUAUCUCUGGAGCUGGAGAACUGCUGGGCAACAUUGAGCGAGGACAGGACGUCCCAACCCAGAUGGAACCUCAUCAUCAACGGUUGUGCCAACCCAGUGGACCCAUACCAAGUGCUGUUCCAUCCCGUCUGGCCGGAUGCCAGGGUGCAGCAUCCUUCUCACUUCAAGCGCUUUGAGGUCCAGAUGUUUGCUUUCGCCUCCGACCAAGAAAACUUGAGUGACCAACUCUUUGUCCACUGUGAUGUGGUGAUCUGUGAUGUUAGCAGGCCGAUGGGUGGACCAUGCAGCGGGCAGUGCUCAAACCAGGAAAAUGUGAUAAAAGGUCAGAGACGUGCUGUUUCAGAUGUGCACAGCUUCAUACAUAUAUCCUCAGGACCCAUAUUGAUAAUGUAGUCCAAAUAAAGAUGAUUUUAAACAUU
This is a messenger RNA of Myripristis murdjan (pinecone soldierfish), 2884 nucleotides long. RefSeq lists its product as uncharacterized. The coding region runs from base 135 to 2858 and encodes 907 amino acids. Lineage: Eukaryota; Metazoa; Chordata; Actinopteri; Holocentriformes; Holocentridae. The record is from RefSeq and is a predicted model, not a curated record. The transcript is spliced from 21 exons.